CACAAUUUUAAUGCACCUUUUCCAAAAAAUUUGUAGCAUACACAAUUUCUCUACUAUUAAUGAAAUUCUGAUCAGUCGUGCUCAAGACAUUUCGUGUCUUCAGCACUUGAAGGCGCCCAGUUCAUCAGACAGCCGCACUUUCUGCCGCGCUGAGUGGAGCUGUCCUUGGUGCUGAAACGCAAAGAUAAGGUCGUGGCUUUUACUUCGGCGGGCUCACCAAAAUUCACUUCAUACAGUAAACCAAGCACGAAACAACCCUGAUACGUGUUUUUAAUCGAUGGUCGUUCUCUCCUAAAGAGAUUUGCCAUCAGCGGUGGCGUCGUGUUCUUCCUCUAACCGCGUGUGCACUUUACGCUCUCCCAAGGAAUGUUGCGCCUUUAAAUUUACCUUUGACUCAACCUUCAGCAGCUGGACGAAGGACAACUUUUAGCGCAGGAGCUUGUUUUUACUUCAGCCAAUAGCUGCUGGAAGCCAUGAGUGCGUGCAGCAGGAAGGCUUUGACUUUACUCAGCAGCGUAUUUGCAAUCAGUGGCCUGGGGCUGCUGGGAGUGGCAGUGAGUACAGAUUACUGGCUGUAUCUGGAGGAGGGCGUCAUCAUGCCUUUGAACCAGAGCACGGACAUCAAGACGUCACUGCACUCCGGCCUCUGGAGGGUCUGCUUUUUGGCUGGUGAGGAGUCGGGCCGCUGCUUCACUAUCGAGUAUGUCAUGCCGAUGAGCGUCCAGCUGACGUCAGAAUCCACAGUGAAUGUGCUCAAAAUGAUCCGGUCAGCGACUCCCUUCCCAGUGGUCAGCCUCUUUUUCAUGUUCAUCGGUUUUGUCCUCAACAACAUUGGUCACAUACGUCCUCAUCGCAGCCUCCUGGCAUUCGUGUCUGGAAUCUUCUUCAUCCUUUCAGGCCUUGCUUUAGUGGUGGGCCUGGUGUUGUACAUUUCAAGCAUAAACGAUGAAAUGCUGAACCGCACUAAGAGCAGUGAGGCUCAUUUUUCCUAUAAGUAUGGUUGGUCUUUUGCCUUCGCUGCCCUCUCUUUUCUGCUCACUGAGAGUGCAGGCGUCAUGUCCGUCUACCUGUUCAUGAAGCGCUACACAGCAGCUGAGAUCUACCAACCACGCCACCCCAACUUCUACCGCCCUCGCCUCAGCAACUGCUCUGACCACUCUGGUCAGUUCCUUCACCCAGAGGCCUGGUCGCGUGGGCGGAGCCCCUCAGACAUCUCCAGUGACACCUCCCUUCAGAUGAGUGCCAGCUACCCUGCCCUCCUUAAAUGUCCUGACUAUGAUCAGGUGUCAUCUUCACCUUGCUGAGGAUGCGGAAUGAGACCACUGGGGAUUUAGUAAGAUGGUCAGAAAAAAGUUUUCUGCAAAUAUUCAAGUAAAAAAAACUCAUACAUCAGCUAGUGCCACUUUAGAGAAAGCCAGCUGAUGUAAGUCGGCUGUAGCUUUUCCAUUGUAAAAGCUUUUAAAGUCUGAAAUUGUUCUUUCUAGUUGUACAGGUUUAACAAUGACGAUGUAACUCUUUCGGCAAAAUAGAGUAUAACACACUUGCCUUUAGCCAUAAUUUCAUUUGUAGUCAAGUACUGUCAGUGCAUUUACCUUCCAGUGCCUCGUCAGCUGUCUGAUCACUUUUCUUUAAAAAAUAAGAGCUUUUACUGUCACAGGACUGUGUUGUUCCACUAUUUAACAUUUGCUCUGCUUGCAUUGCAGUUCACCAAAGUGAAAAAGCCUUUGGUUUUGUAAAAACAGAAUGCAUCCGCCCUGGAUUUAGACGAAAACCUGCAGGUUGAAGUCUUAAAAAUUGAGAAUUCCACAGAACUGAAUGCAGCACACAUUAAGUUCCAAUUUGUGCUCUGCAGGUUUUAGUGAAAAAUUGCAGCAAAAAUUAUUGAGAAUUUGUUUCUUAAUUUCUUAAUAAUUAUCUUGAGAGACAAAAUUGUUUGAAAAAUAUUUUAUUCCAAUUUUAUUUUUAGAUAUAUUUGUUUGGCAGUAGUUGUAAGGAAAUUUAUUUUGACCCUAAUUGUUGUUAACAUUUUGAAUGUUUCAUUAACAUGCAGACAUUUUCCUUUUAAACAGGACGUUUAAGUUAAAUAAUGUUAUUGGUUUUUUUUUGCUGGCUUUGAAUCAAGUUUUCCAUUUUUUUGUACCGAUAAUUAAAUGAAUGGCUGCUGUAUCUUGAUUGUUGAUUUUUUGAUGGUUUACAUGGUGUAGCCUGGGCUGUAGAAACAGAUUUGGGGUCAAAAAGUAAUCCACCUGAAGACAAAAAUAAAUGGUUCUCCUUAAAGUUUGUUGUGUGAUCAUCUAAAACAGCUUUUUACAAUUAGAAUGUAAACACCCCGCUGAUGUUUCAUGGAGGAGCCAUUAGAGGGCACUCUCCCCCCAAAUAUGCAGCUUCAAAAUAAGAGUUGGAACCAAUUUCACAUCAUGUUCCACCUCAUCCAGUGCGUUUUCUUCCACUUUUAGAUCUACCUGGUAGUUUUCAGUCAUAUGGGUAAACAUGUUAUUUCUCUGCAAAACUGAGGUUGUCAAAAUGCAUCUGAGAAAAUAUUUCUGCAAAUAAGUAGGUCAAGGCAAAAUGAAUAAUUAACACGCUAAAAAUCUGCAUUAAGCUUUAUGUAUACUUUAUGUAGAUACACAUAAUGUACAAUGUAACCAUUACAUUUUUCUUUACAGAGAAUAUAAAAGUUAAUGCA
Molecule: messenger RNA, 2686 nt
Organism: Oryzias latipes (Japanese medaka)
Lineage: Eukaryota; Metazoa; Chordata; Actinopteri; Beloniformes; Adrianichthyidae
Gene: cacng5b
Product: calcium channel, voltage-dependent, gamma subunit 5b
Biological process (GO): transmission of nerve impulse; calcium ion transport; regulation of AMPA receptor activity
Cellular component (GO): postsynaptic density membrane; AMPA glutamate receptor complex
Molecular function (GO): channel regulator activity; voltage-gated calcium channel activity
Source: RefSeq, a predicted model, not a curated record